AUGGAAAAGGUUUGGCGUCGAGUCGGGCUCCAUUCCUCCCGAAAGAAAAGGGAUGGAAGUGGGACUAGCAGUCAAGUAACGUCAGCACCGCCGCCGGAAGCUGAGUAUCAAAAUAUUCAUACACUACGCACAGCUGAUCUGAUCAGGCAGAGACAAGGGGAAGAGAAAUCGACGCUUCGUUCGUCGUAUAUUAUUCGUAACGGUGACAAUUUCAUUUUGGUUGAGAGAAGGCGACGAAGACGACGCAGGAGUGGCACCAGGGCUUCAUCAGGCGGGAGGCACCAUACUCCACCUGUGGAAGAAAACACUCGCACUGAACAGAAGCGUCGUCCUCCGGCUAAAUUGAAGAUAUUUGGUAUCCAAUGGCCAUUGCAUUCCAGUGAUUCGAGGCACACUUCAAUAACCCGUCGCUUUUGUCGCGGGCGCCGUUCCAGAGAGGACAACGAGCUUUACCGCUCCAAUAGUUUCAAGUUCGAGAGAUUCGCGCGCGAGCAACCUGCGGACGAGUUUAGCACUGGAUCACAGAAAUCCUCGGGUUACGAAGUGUCGUCUUAUAAGGAUGCGUUCAGCGUGAAAGCG
This is a messenger RNA of Brenthis ino (lesser marbled fritillary), 579 nucleotides long. The record is from the annotation of a GenBank genome assembly. Lineage: Eukaryota; Metazoa; Arthropoda; Insecta; Lepidoptera; Nymphalidae.